AUGGCGCUGCAAAUUAUUUUCGAUUACGUUCUCGCUUUCCCAAAUAACUUGGCCGUCAUCCUCGGUUUGGCCAUUUUAUAUUGGGUUGGCUACUCCAUAUACUCCGUGUUCUUCCAUCACUACUCCGACAUCCCUGGUCCGUUCUGGGCAAAGGUGUCGAGAUUAUGGCUGGCGAAGCAGGUUCUUUCGGGAACAGUCGACCAGACCCAACGAGCUUUGCAUGCGAAAUACGGUAGGAAACCAGUUGAUGCAUGCGAAGAAAUUAAAUUUGAUCCUGUAUGUGUAGGCUCUAUCGUUCGAAUCGCUCCCAACGAGGUCAGUAUCUCGGACCCCGACGCCAUCAAGACCAUCUACGCCGUCAAGAAUGCCUUUUCAAAGACCGACUUCUACACGCCAUUCGCACCUCAUCUAUCACCGAACGAGGAUCUCUUCACUCAAAGGGAUGAGAAACACCAUUCAUACCGGCGGCGCUUCGUCAACAACAUCUACUCCCUAAAGAGCGUCCUCGAGUCAGAACCCUUCAUCGACCAGGUCACCUCCGUCUUUAGGACGCGAUUAGAUGAGUUUGCUGUUUCGGGACAGAGUAUCGACCUUGGUCUCUGGCUGCAAAUGUAUGCCUUUGAUGUCGUCGGGGAACUGUUCUAUGGGAAACAGUUUGGCUUCCUCAAGAACAGUCACGAUUACGAGAACUACAUCGACUCGUUGGACGCGCUGCUUCCGGCCCUGUCGACCAUCUGUGUGCUUCCCGCCUACGUCCGACCACUGAAAGUCUUCGGCUCCCUUGUUCCUCAGAUCCGAAAGGGAAAAAUAUGCUACGACAAGAUCGUUCUCGCUGCGAAGCAAGUCGUGAAGGAGCGACAGCAGCUCAUGAUGACUGACAAGAGAUGCUCUCAUUUCAGAACUGACAUUCUCGACAAGCUGUUUCAACUCUCGGCCGAUAAGGAAGACUUCUCCAUCCCUGAUAUAGAGACCGAGGCUUGGGUUUCCAUCUUUGCAGGCUCGGACACGACUUCAAUCGCAACACGCUCUAUCCUCUAUCACCUGCUGAUGACCCCUGACGCACUUGCUAAGCUCACCAAUGAAGUCGACAACGCUGUAGCAGACGGCACUCUCAGCGAUCCCAUCAAGCACUCCGAGGCCGUCAAGCUCCCCUACCUGUCAGCAUGCUGCAAGGAGGGCUUCAGGGUUCAUCCAAGUGUCGGGAUGUCUAUGCCUCGACAUGUUUCUGAGCCUGGAGCUACCAUCUGUGGCCGAUACUUUGCACCGGGGUAUCGCGUAGGCAUGAGUGCUGCGGUUGUUCACUGGGACAAGAGCAUCUUUGGCCAAGAUGCUGACGUCUAUAACCCGGAUCGAUGGCUACGACCUGAAGGAAAGGAAAUGGAACGUUAUCUUUUGCAUUUCGGAGCUGGAACACGGACGUGUAUUGGCAAAAAUAUCGCCUUGGCAGAGAUCUACAAGUUGAUCCCGGAGUUGGUACACCGUUAUAGAUUUAAGGUUAUCGAACCCGAGAAGGUACAGAAACAUAGCUUCUGGUUCUUCAAACAGACGGGAUUCAAUGUCAGGGUACAUCGACGUGAGGGAGUGAAGGGUGGUCUCUUGGUUCAGUAG
Molecule: messenger RNA, 1608 nt
Organism: Fusarium vanettenii 77-13-4
Lineage: Eukaryota; Fungi; Ascomycota; Sordariomycetes; Hypocreales; Nectriaceae
Exons: 3
Coding region: 1-1608 (535 amino acids)
Molecular function (GO): oxidoreductase activity, acting on paired donors, with incorporation or reduction of molecular oxygen; iron ion binding; heme binding
Source: RefSeq, a predicted model, not a curated record